Messenger RNA from Eublepharis macularius, 6741 nucleotides. RefSeq names its product rabenosyn, RAB effector (gene RBSN). Lineage: Eukaryota; Metazoa; Chordata; Lepidosauria; Squamata; Eublepharidae. The coding region runs from base 1943 to 4042 and encodes 699 amino acids. Gene Ontology annotation, molecular function: metal ion binding. The record is from RefSeq and is a predicted model, not a curated record. The transcript has 11 exons.
GACAAAGAUGUCAAAGGACAACUCAGAACUGUUGAAGAGUUCUGUGCAACUUAGAAGCUUGAAUUCUCCUACCUCCUAGAGAACCAUACUACUAAAAAUUUAACAGUGGGUCACACAAAAACGUCUUGUGUUUAUUCUCUCUCAUGGUCCUUCCCUUGCAUCUUUUCCUGUGUUCUUUCUUCCAAAACUUGUCUAAACCCAGAUUCUGAUCGGCCUGUGAAGUGUUCUGUGUUUGGCCAUGGCUGUGCCGGGGAUACGAGGGGCUCAGGCCAAACCAAAAGUUGGCUUGAGAUGGUUAGUGAUGGGAAAUGUGCUGGGCCUGGUCUGUUAGAGUGACUGUGUGGAUUAUUUCAUUAAAAGAUUUCUCUGAGUUUCAAAUAAUACAGGGUAAAACCUCAAAUAAUACCUUGCUUAAAAAAACUAUAAAAUAGGCUUGUAAUUUCUUCCAUUUUCCGUCUUGCUCAUUCAAUGUUAAAUGCAACUUACAUCUUCAGUCUGUUAUGCUUUCAUAAUUGUGCUUUUAUGUACGAUUUUUGAAAGCCAUUACAUUUAUUCUCUAGUUCUGCUGGCAGAACCACUGCUGGCAGUGGUGCUGAAAAUAUACUUACCAGUGGCUCAGAGGCAGAUAUAUAUAUAUAUAUUUCUACUGAAUUUAUUUUUAUUGAUGAGACUGUUCAUGCUUCAGACUUCUAUUGUGAAUUGGGAAAAUUAGCUAAUCACAAAAAUGUGUUUGUAUUUUAAAGAUGGUAUGGGCUUGUUGGUAGAAAUUGGUUUGGUAAAACAUACUGAGUUGAAUCCAAAGGUUCCAUUCUACUAAUUGUAGAACCUUUCUCUGCCACCAAUAAUGGAAAAGAACUUUUGGAUCAAAGCCAUUGUCCAUUAUACGUCUCUGAGCUCUUUAGUAUUUAACACUGUUUAACUACAUGCUCCUGCUUUCCCAAGUGGGAUCUAAAAUGCCAUGUGUAAAAUGUUAAUACAUACCACUUGUGCUGGAUCCAGACAUGAUAAAUCUAUUUCUUGCUUAGAGGUUUUACUGCAUCUUGGUGAUUUUGACACACACUGUUUGCUUUCAAAGAGUCAUUGUUAGGAGCUCUCCCACAGGAUAAAAUAUGGCACAGAAACAACUGUUAGUGGCCACAGAAAUUAAAACAUUGAAUAUACAGAUUGGUAACAAGGCCUCAAGAAUAGUUUAGGCUAUGAAAAUACAAAAAAAGUUGGUUAGUAGCUACUUGUGAAGCACUUCAAAAUAGCCAAGCAUCCACAGUGAUUUGCAAAAAGCAAGUAGUUACGUUGAGGUUUUAAUUUCCUUCACUUGUAACAAGUUGUUUCCCAGCUCUCUUAAGGCUGUUAAAUGCGUCACUGCUCUACCUUUAAAGUGCUCUUGUCUUCUGCUUUGUCCAGUGUUCUGUUUCACAAAUUGCUUUCCAAAUUAAGCCUUUGUCUCAGGGAACAAACUAUUCCUGUGAGCUGCCAAUAAUUGGAUUGAUUGGUUAACUGGCACAUUUAUAUUCCCACCAGGUUGGGCCAAGUAGGAGUAUUUUAUCAGGCUUCUGUUCUUAUGUGAAGUAUUUACAUAGCUCUAUUCAUCUUCAGGGCUUUUUGCAAAUGGCUGAUGGCUUGCAGCAUUCCUAAGAAUAGGUAGAAAAGCAGCCCCACAGGAUUCUGCAGGUGUGGACGGAGCAUGGUCAGGGUCUCAAGAGACAGAUAGCAUAAUGAGGUUUGAGAAAUGAGACAUCUUUUACAAUGUAAUUAGCAAUGCUAUCAGAAACUGAGUUACAUCUUUCUAAGUGCAUUGACUUGCCUACCAUUUGACCAUCUUUCAGAUCUAGUCCAAAAAGCUAAAAAAGCAAAGAAUAAACUUUUGAAAAGAGAAGAUGACCGAAAUGAUGGGCUUCCUCAGGAGCGAUAUGAAUCUUACAGCUAUGGAGGAGUAGAUCCAUAUAUGUGGGAGCCCCAGGAAUUAGGUGCUGUGAGGAGCCAUCUUUCUGACUUCAAGAGGCACAGAGCAGCCAGAAUUGAUCACUAUGUUGUGGAAGUCAAUAAAUUAAUAAUCAGAUUAGAGAAGCUUACUUCCUUUGACAGAACCAAUACUGAUUCUGCAAAGAUAAGAGCAAUAGAGAAGUCUGUUGUGCCUUGGGUUAAUGAUCAAGAUGUGCCAUUUUGUCCAGAUUGUGGUAGUAAGUUCACCAUUAGGAAUCGACGUCACCAUUGCCGCCUUUGUGGGUCUAUCAUGUGCAAGAAGUGCAUGGAACUUGUCAGCCUUCCCUUUGCAAGUAAACUCACCACUGCCAGCAAAGAGGUCUUGGCCUCUCAUACCAGCCCAAACUGCUCACCCAACAGUGUCCAUGGCUCUCGCCGUGGCAGCAUUAGUAGCGUGAGCAGUGUGAGCUCUGUCCUGGAUGAGAAGGAUGAUGAUCGAAUCCGGUGCUGUAGGCACUGCAAAGACACCCUGCUCAAAAGGGAGCAGCAGAUUGAUGAGAAGGAGUACACACCCGACAUUCUGAAAUUAUAUGAGAAACUCCGACUUUACAUGGAAAAAGUUGAUCAGAAGGCCCCGGAAUAUAUAAAGAUGGCGGAAUCAUUAAAUGCUGGGGAGACAGCCUACAGUCUUGAACAUGCUAAUGAUCUCAGGAUGGAGGUGCAAAAAAUGUAUGAGUUAAUAGAUGCUUUAAGCAAAAAAAUCCUAACUCUGGGGUUGAAUGAAGAGUCACAGCCUCAUCCCAAAACGUUACAGCUUCAGAGAAUGAUCAGAUAUUCAGCAACACUUUUUGUGCAGGAAAAAUUGCUUGGUCUGAUGUCCCUACCAACCAAAGACCAAUAUGAAGAAUUAAAAGAGAAAAAGAAACGUGAGAUGGACAGAAAACUACAGAUGGAGAGACAGGCAACAUUUGAAUCACACAGAAAACUGGAGGAGAGGCACACAGAUUUUGUUUCCAGAUCCUGGGCAGCAUCUAAUGGAGAGGUUUCCCAGCCAAAAAGGGUGGAAGUGAAGAAAGCUGAAGGUUGGUUACCCACUGCCAGCAUAUCCCGCCAGCAGGAAUGUGCAGACCCACUUCUUCAACAAAUUGAUAAUAUCACAUCCUUCAUUGAGCAAGCGAAGAAAGCAAAUCGUCUAGAUGAGGUCCGGAUGUUGCAGGAGAACUUGCGACAACUCCAGGAUGAGUAUGAUCAGCAGGAAAUGGAGAAAGCCAUUGAACUGUCCAAAAGGCAAGCUGAGGUGGAAGAGAUGCAGAGGGAACAAUUCCAGAUCCUUUGUGAAAAAGAAUGGGAGCGGGAGCACCAAAAGAAAGUGUCUCAGCACUCAAGGACGCGCUCCCUGGACUUCAGAGAAAUGAAGCUCAGUAAGGUAGAGAUUGCACCAGAUAGUUUAAACCAAAUAGCACAUGCUUUGGAUCUAGAUACGACUCAGAGUCAAAGCAAUCCAGGCUGCAAAGCAUCUUCUCCAAGUGGGAGGGGCCAGCUACCAGCAGAUGAGAGUCCAGUCUUCCCUGUCCAACCACCAGGAGCCCAAGAACUCAACAGAGUAUCAGAACAAAAUAAGAAUGCUGCAUUAAAUCCUUUUGAAGAGGAGGCAGGUAUUAGCACUUUAAGAAAACCUGAUAACCUGUUUGCUAAAGACUUUUCCCCAGUGCCAAGCUUGCCCACCAAAGCUUUGAACAGGGGUUUAAAGGAAUACAAUCCAUUUGAUGAGGAGGAGGACUCUCAGCCAGCAAAUGGAGUGGCCAUCAGCGCUCCAAACCCUUUUGAAGAGGAUGUUGGAAAUUCUCUUCAGAUGGCUGUCAGUAAUCAGGAAUCUGGGAAUUCAUUUAAGUCAUCGUCUCCCUCUACAAAUCCUUUUGAAGUUGAUGAUGAUGAUAAUAAUGAAGUGUUGAACGAAGACAUCAUAGAAGAGGAAUUACUCCUCCAACAGAUAGAUAAUAUCAAAGCUUAUAUUUUUGAUGCCAAACACAGUGGACGGAUGGAUGAGGUAGAAGUGCUGACUGAGAAUUUAAAAGAACUGAAGCGCACAUUAGCAAAACAGAAGGAGAAAUCCAGCUGCUGAAUCAGUGGCUACAUCUAGGCACAUACUUUGAGUAUUCCCAGCCUGUCCCAGAGGCCAGGCAGAUAGAAUUAAAAUGAAUAGCAGCUGCAAGAGAGAAUUCCAAGGGUUGAAUCUAAUCUUACGCACUUUGGUGUUGGGCAUUUUUACUGUAUUAACCAGACAUUGCAAACAUUGUCCACACUGCUUAUAAUGCUGUGGUAACCUAAGAACUAUUUUACAUUUUUAAGAUCUAUUUUAAAUUUCUCACAACCAAUUUUUGUCACAGGCAGACUUUGUAAGAGCAUGAGUAUGCUCCUUAGUAUCUCUUUUGUUUCUGAUGUAAAUGGCAGAGGGCUGAUAGGAAAAUGGACACUUUCAAACACUUGAAGUGAGGCAGGAGAGCAGCCUGCCAACCCUUUUCUUGGUGGGUGGUUGCUAUAGCAGUAUUAUAGGCUGGACUUCUGAGCCAGUAUUUCCAUAGGCCAAGAGGACCCAGAUUGUCUUGUAUAUUCUGUGUCAAGCAUGUCUGAUAGAUCUAAAGUAGUGUAUUUUUAGCAGAUGUGUUCAACUAUCACAUAUGCUAAAAAGUGUUAGAAAGCAGGUUGCUGAGAUCCAGUGACCUGUUGAGUUAAAAGGCCAAUGAUCUGACUGUGCAAUACAAAAAUAAUAUAAACGGAUUUUAAACUAGGUAUGGAUAGAUGUGGUGUAAUAGUAUCUUUGUUUUAGGAAUCAACCCUUGAGCCCUGUCUUGAAAUUAUGACCUAUUUUUCUUCCACUAUCUGAUUUUUUCAGGUAUCUUGUACAUUACAAGCUUAAACUGGUUUUAUUAUAAUAGCUUAUUCCAGGAACAUAUCAUGAGGGUGCUGAAAGUUCUUUUCGUAAUCAUCACCAUGUAGAAGGACAGUUCCCAGGAUUCCUGAGUGGGAGGUGGUAGAAGAGCCGUAAUAGAUGAACUGAUUUCUACUUGCAGCAUGGCCUUGAAUUUGGUAUUCUUUGGCAGUUACUGGAGUAGGAAGUGUUUAGUGAAAUCUACAAAAUGGAGAUCAGGUAGUGUACAGUUGAUCUAGUCAUAAAUAACAGGAUAUAAAGUUGUAACUGACCUUUAGUUACCUACAACAAAGCCUGAUUCCUCUGAAUAUUAAAAUAUAAAGAAAAGCAGGGAAUAUUUUCAGCUGCUUUGUUCCAUUAUAAACCUAGAGUGAACAAUUGAUCAUAAUGUGCGCCUCAGGAGUGUCCCAGGUUAGGAAGCUUGGGCAUGUACAAUGGCUUUGCAAUUUCCAUUCAUUUCUUUUUAGGACCUAUGUAAGCCCUGCUUUAAUAAACGGAGACUGCAAAGCAGUGGUAAUGGAGAUUGUGCUGCUUGUUUCCCUUUUUGAAAGGGUGUGAGUGCUUCUUUUCUAGAUGUUUUUAAUUCUUCAAAUGUGAACUGGAAUAUUUGGAAAAAAUGAAAAUAAUUGCAAUGGGAAACUGUUGCACAAUUUGUCAUUUUUCACUUGUGCUGUAUGAAUUCGGUCAUCUCUGAUCUUUUAAAUGUCAUCACUUGAAGAGGAAGCUGGACUUCUGCUUCUGUUGGGGCUUUGGAGUGGGAUGAAGCCCAAUAAUUUUAUCAGUUCUGCUGCACGAAUCUGUAACUUUUCAUUCACAUUUGAAAAUACCAGUCUAAAUACUAUAUAGAGAAAGGUGGGGCUCCCAAAGAGCAACAGAACACUAAUAUUUGGUUAUUUAAUUGUAAAGCUGGUGAUUCAAACUUGGGCUCCAAGAAUCCCAGAAAAACGUUUCUACAUAAGCUGUGUUACUAGUGGGAUGGAUAACAUGCUCAAGAACUAAAGCAGAAGUUUACAUACUAAUAUUUAUGUAUUACAGCUUCAUCUAUUUCCAGUGGGGCUUUAGGUUGUUAUAAAUGAAAAACAUAGUGGGGAAACUGGCUCAGUUAACUCACUUUAUCCUCCCUAGAGCUGAAGCUGCGGUUUAUCAAAAGCAGCUUAUUUUAAUCAACUUCAGCCAUCCUGGGGAGACUGAUGUGGUAAACACUGCAUUCACUACAAUAACUGUAAGAAAAAGUGCUGAUGUCUUUAAUAUUUUUUUUUCCAUUGGGAACACAUGGAAGCGAGCUUGUCAUGUUUGUAACAAACCUAGCAGGACUGAGGCUGAAUAUCAGCUAAUGGGAAUACGUCAGGUAAAAUGCAGUAACCUAGUUAUAGCUGUAUACUUCUUUGUAACAGAACUCUACAGCUUUUAAGUGACUAUCAGCUAAGGCACAGUGAGUCAUGUAAAGCAGAAUCUAUUUAUGGUGAGCUGGGAAGGGCACCACAUUUAUCUGGCAUCCUUUAUCUAACCAGCCAAAAUAAAUAUUUCAGUGGCUUCACUUUUUUAAAACAUGUAAAGCAUUUCUUGUUACUUGCAUUCUGCCUUGUUUGUAUGUACUUCUUAGCUUAAUAGAUUAAGACAUACUUAUGUAUUGAUGUACUUCUUCCAGCAGCUUUGUUGGUUUGUAUCUCCAUGACUGCAAGUCAAUGUGACAGGUAAUUAGCCUUCUCACGAGGAUAGCGAUAGACCCACCUUUUGACCAGCCUUCUAUUUGUACUACUGAACUGACACUAUGAAACGGAACAAAAUCAUGCCAUUGUGAGAUUUAGCAUUAACAACAUCUGUUUAUACACUUGCAUGCACUACUCUAGUUUGCAAGCUUUCCAAUAAAAUGAAAUAAACAUGUUAUUUUA